This is a messenger RNA of Danio aesculapii, 4470 nucleotides long. RefSeq names its product coronin-1C-A. The record is from RefSeq and is a predicted model, not a curated record. The coding region runs from base 54 to 3884 and encodes 1276 amino acids. NCBI's taxonomy places the organism in Eukaryota, Metazoa, Chordata, Actinopteri, Cypriniformes, Danionidae. Gene Ontology annotation, molecular function: actin filament binding. The transcript has 12 exons. Gene Ontology annotation, biological process: neural crest cell migration; actin filament organization.
ACAAAGAGUGGUCUUGUCCUGCAGUUUUUACGGUGCCGUUACGGGACUAUCGAAUGGGACAAAUCCAGGGUAAGGAGGGGGAGCUGGGCCAGGACAACAGCUCCAUAGGACUAAAGGAAAACGGACCAAGCCCAGACCCUGGGGGGCCAACGGAGGAAGGAAAUCAAGCUAUUGAGACUCACAGUGCCAGGACAGAUGAGGAGAAUGCAAGGUUGGAUGAAGGCCCAGGCAGGGAGUCACCAUCACCUCCACCAGCAGAGCACGGUUUGGAUCCUCAUGAUAAGGUGUGCACUCCCACGGACAGGGAGGGAGGAGAUGGGGAAAGAAAAGAGGGAGGAAGAAAGAGUAGAGAGGAAGGCAGGGCUGAACCUCUGGCUCUACAGCAGCUGAAUGGAAUCACACAGUCUGACACAUGCAAGCAAAGCACAUGGGAGUCUGGUGAACCUGGUCACGAGAGAAAAGACUGGCUGGAAGAGCAUACAGGACUUGUGUGUGACGCUCUUGGUGGAGCUGAAAGCCCUGAGAAAGCAGCAAGCCAGAGUCAAAACUGUGCUACAUAUCUAAAGGACGAAAUGGAGGCUGUUUGCGGAGAUGUUGACAAGCUGAAGUGCCAGGAUGGGGAAGAAAACAUUGAUUUCAAUGCUGUCUGUGAUGUUAACCUAACAAAUACAACUCCAAUCUUGGAGUGUUUGGAAGAAAAGGAGAUUUUAAAACCAUGUUGCGAAGAAGCCAACUUCACGGUUCAAGACCAUGCUUUAGUCAAUGUUGAAAAAGAGAAGAGUGAAUCACAAAACAAGAGGUCAUUUAACAACCCCAGCGCAUCGGACCCUGUAAUGACCUCAGAAAUGAAGACAUCAAAGGACUCAGUUCAUCAAGUUAAGGAAGGAAUAGAGAAGGUCGUAACAGAAAAAUCUAAUUCUGAGCGUUCCUCCCUGAAGAACAUCGAAACUCCAGAGCAAUUGGUGACAGAUGAAAACCAUCCAACAGAUGAAGUCAUAGAGACCAGAUUUAAUAGUUCAGGUGCAAAUUUACAAAGUAAAUCUGCGAGUCUGAGACGAGAGCAGAGCCCAGAGAAUCUCAAAACCUUGGAAGUGGCAUCCAAGUCACCUCAGGGUCAAGCUGAGAGCCGUCGACAAAUAUCUGCCGGUGAAUUCACACAGGACGUUCUUCACACAGAAAGGCAAUUUAAUGUGUCAGACUUGGAGAGCACUUGUACAAAGGAACCUUUACUUGAGAGAUCACCCGCUGGAGGUCAUGAAAAUAAAGAUGGCAUACGAGAGACUGGAGAAAUAGAGAAUCUGGAAUCUGCUUCAAAGCGUCUGUUUGGUUCCCGUGCAAAGAAAUCUGAGAUAAAAGAACUUUCUCUGCGUGGAACAGAAACGGAAGAGGGUUGUUUUGAACAGGGUGAAAACAAACCUCUUCUACAAAGCUAUGAAGAUGAGAAAUGUACUGCAUUCUCUGAAGACAUUACCGAUUCGUUAACCUCUUGUAAGUCUGAUGUUCAAGUUGUGCAAAUCGAUGAGAAAGAGGAUUCCCCUCUUUCAGCAAAGGCCAAAGUACACACAGAGAAAAGUCUGGAUGUGUGUUUGGCUGAAAGGAGUCCACAAGGGUUGAGGCAAAACAUUCAGGAGUUGAUGAAGGAGGCAGAUCCAGAACUUAACUCUUCUUUCCAGAGUACAGUGAUUGAUGUAGAUGAAGCUACUAAAAAGCAAAUAUUAGCAAGAGAUGCUACAGUUAACUCAGAUGACAUGACGUCAUCAGAGAGAGACAAGGUCAACAAGUCUGUUGGAAAUACCUUGAACUCAAAAACAGAAACAUCUGCAGCUGAUUCCAUCUCUGAGCUAAUUGCAGAUCCAGAUCACACAGAUGACAGGCCAAACGUGGACAGGAAAACAGAAGCCACUCUGUCUGGAUCUACUCUACUCCAAGAACAGUGUGUUUUAAAGACUUCAACAAAUGUUUUAACCCAUUGCAUUGUAAGCCCAGCGGACACAUCAGAUCAGGUCAGAGAUGACCACACUGCAAGAUCUGGAUUAGCAGACAGUGCGGAAAACACAUCUGCAAUUCAAGAUGAGCAGCAUUCUGCCUCCAUGUGCAGCCAAGCUAAUGAGAAACAAGACCAAGAACGUAUCAAGCUGCAGACACAAGCUAAUAAUCAGGUAUCAGCGGAGAAACAUUCAAGCCAGCUUGACCAAACGCAUGCAGCAGAAAGUGACCAGACCACCACCACCACAGAUGCAUCGCAGGGUGCGCAGAAAAAGCAUGUGUCAGAUAUGAUAAAGGAAGCUAUUGAGCUGCAGAAGAAGAUGAAAGAGUGGACCAAGCCAGCCGAGGCCCGGGUUGAUCUGACAUUAGAUCCUACACAGUCUGUGAAAGUAUCACAAAUGAAAGCAGCAUUUGAUCCACCAAAGAAAUCACCUGACAAAGCACUCGAGAGAAAACCAUCAGUGAGAAAAGAUAUGUUCAAACGGGUUGUACGACAGAGUAAGUUCCGGCAUGUGUUCGGCCAGGCGGUGAAGAAUGACCAGUGCUAUGAUGACAUCAGGGUGUCCCGGGUCACAUGGGACAGUGCAUUCUGUGCGGUUAACCCCAAAUUUGUUGCCCUAAUCGUGGAAGCCAGCGGAGGCGGAGCGUUCAUGGUUUUGCCUCUUCACAAGUCGGGUCGUAUAGACAAGGCCUACCCUACAGUAUGUGGUCACACCGGCCCGGUUUUGGACAUCGACUGGUGCCCUCAUAAUGACCAGGUCAUCGCUAGUGGAUCUGAAGACUGCACCGUCAUGGUGUGGCAGAUCCCAGAACAUGGGUUGGUGACUUCCAUGUCAGAGCCAGUGGUGGUUCUGGAGGGUCAUUCGAAAAGAGUGGGAGUUGUUACCUGGCAUCCCACCGCCCGCAACGUCCUCCUCAGCGCAGGUUGUGAUAAUAUGAUCAUCAUCUGGAAUGUGGGGACGGGAGAGUCUAUGAUAACUCUGGAGGACCAUCAUCCGGACAUCAUCUACAGCGUCUGCUGGAACCGCAACGGCAGCCUCAUCUGCACCGCCUGCAAGGACAAGAAGAUCCGCGUCAUCGACCCGCGCAAGGAAGAAAUCAUCGCGGAGAAGGACAAGGCCCAUGAGGGAGCGAGACCCAUGAGAGCCAUUUUCCUGUCUGAUGGCAAAGUGUUCACCACUGGCUUCAGCCGCAUGAGUGAGAGACAACUCGCCCUCUGGGACCCGGAGAACAUUGAUGAACCUGUUGCUGUCCACGAGAUGGACACCAGUAACGGAGUCCUCCUGCCCUUCUAUGAUCCUGAUACUAAUGUGGUCUACCUGUGUGGAAAGGGUGACAGCAGUAUCCGUUACUUUGAGAUCACAGACGAAGCUCCGUUUGUCCAUUACCUCAACACCUUUACCACUAAGGAGCCUCAGAGGGGCAUGGGGUACAUGCCUAAGAGAGGUCUGGAUGUCAACAAGUGCGAGAUAGCAAGGUUUUACAAACUGCAUGAGAGAAAGUGUGAGCCUAUCAUCAUGACCGUGCCAAGAAAAUCGGACUUGUUCCAGGAUGAUCUUUACCCAGACACGGCAGGUCCCGAUGCCCCUCUGGAGGCUGAGGAAUGGUUUGAAGGGAAGAAUGGAGACCCGGUCCUGAUAUCCCUGAAGCAUGGAUACAUCCCAGGGAAGAACCGCGACCUCAAAGUGGUCAAGAAGAACAUCCUAGACAACAAGAUGAGCAAGAACACAGAGAACACCACUCCUGCCCACAAGACUGCCACCUCCACACCAUCUAUCAAAAGCGAAGCUAAGCUGGAGGAGGUUUUGAAAGAAAUCAAAUCUCUCCGAGAGCUGGUCAGCAGUCAGGAAAAGAGGAUCGGCAAGCUGGAGGAGCAGUUGUCUAAAAUGGACAUCUAAAGGACCCUGCAGACCCCUCCCACUUCUUCUCUUCAGGAUUUCCCAUUGGCCAGGUGGGCGGGACCCGUCACUGCCAAUCACCAUGACAGCGUUCCGUCUGAAACCUGCCUCGCAAAGACUCCAACCAACAUUCCAAAAAUCACCUAUUCCUUUCGCAAAUCCCGUUUCCACCUCAGAGCCAUUUGGAAAACUAGAAACACCUUCCGUUUCGCUCCAAAAUUUGACCCGUUUCGCUUCUUACUCCAAAUCUUUCCGCAAACCUGGUGUUUUAUCUGGCAUUCUUGAACAGUCUUAAGGUUGUUUUCUUAUUAAAAAAUUGUGACCAAAACGUUUCGCAGUUAUAUGAACUUGAUGAGCUCAAAGUUUGAAGUAGCCCAUCAGUAUUGCAGUUUCCCUCUCGCCCUACUGAGUUGCCAAAUUUAUAGAGGAUUUUGCCACCUCCCUGACAGUAUUUGACCAGCUUUUUUAUGUUGUACUGAUAAGGGACAAAGCAAUAUGGAGGGGAAAUCACUGGAUUUUGUUUUUCAAAUGUUAUAGCUGUCUAUCUAGAGAAUAAAAAUAAAGAUUUUAAUCAAGCCGGCAAACA